AUGACUGCCCUUGUAUACCUUUUCAUUGUCCUUCUGAUCGUCUUGGUCUUCGCCAAAGGUAGAGUCCGCGCUGGUCAAGUACCAAUCUCUGUCAAUUACCACUUUUCUCGGAAAUGUAAUAAAGAAUGUUUAUUCUGCUUCCAUACUGCAACCACAUCUCAUAUUGAGAGUACAGAGAAUGCCAAAAAGGGUCUAUUACUCCUUAAGCAGGCUGGCAUGAAGAAAAUUAACUUUGCUGGCGGGGAGCCCUUUCUUUACCCAAAAUUUCUUGGCGCAAUGAUAGAUUUCUGCAAAGACGCUCUUUCUUUGGAAUCGGUCUCUAUUGUCACCAAUGGAAGUCUUGUCAGGGAAUCAUUUCUCCGGCAGCAUGGUCACAACAUUGAUAUCCUAGCCGUGAGUUCCGAUUCGUUCAACGAGGCUACAAACAUCAAAAUCGGACGUGGAUCUGGUAAUCAGGUGGAAAAGCUGUAUGAAAUCGCUACUUGGUGCGAAAAAUACGGCAUCAAGUUCAAGCUCAACACGGUGGUGAAUAAGUUCAACCAUUUGGAGAACAUGAAUGGGCACAUCAGCGCCCUUCAGCCAUUUCGAUGGAAGUGCUUUCAAGUAUUGAUUGUGGCCGGAGAAAAUGAUUCAGAUGAUACUCUUCGCAACGCUCACAAGCUUACCAUCUCUGACGAUGAAUUUGACCAAUUCUGCCAGAGACACAGCGACCAAAGGUGCCUGGUUCCGGAGCCUAACAGGCUGAUGGCAAAGUCCUAUCUGAUCCUUGAUGAAUACAUGCGUUUUUUGGACAGAAACGGCAAACAACCAUCAAAAUCCAUCUUGGAGGUCGGAGUGAAAGACGCUCUAAAGGCCGUCUUUUGGGAUGAGGCAGCAUUUGUGGAACGAGGAGGCAUCUACGACUGGAACAAAUCGUCUUGCUCCUCAGAUAGCCAGGAGUUCGAGUGGUGA
Molecule: messenger RNA, 951 nt
Organism: Trichoderma asperellum CBS 433.97
Lineage: Eukaryota; Fungi; Ascomycota; Sordariomycetes; Hypocreales; Hypocreaceae
Molecular function (GO): 4 iron, 4 sulfur cluster binding
Source: RefSeq, a predicted model, not a curated record